CUGAACACUCCCUUCCUGGCAUCACUCACCUGCAGCCUCGACACCCACCGCACCCUCACAAACUUCCCAGAACCUUCCAGACCCUCCAGGAUCUUUCAGGCUCUCCUGGACCUUCCGGACCCAAAAGACCCAAUAGCAUGUCGGGCAUCGCGGCCACUCUGCAGCGCCGCCGGGAGAAGGACCAGGGCAUCGGCACCAACAGCCAGGCGCUGAAGUACCUGAACCAGGACUAUGAGACUCUGCGGCAGCGCUGCUUCGAGACGGGCCGCCUGUUCCAGGACGACACGUUCCCGACGCUGCCCGCCUCCCUGGGCUUCAAGGAACUGGGUCCCAACUCCUACAAGACCCGGGGGGUGUCCUGGAAGAGACCCACGGAGCUGACCUCUGACCCCGAGUUCAUCAUAUCUGGAGCGUCCAGGACCGACAUCUGUCAGGGAGCUCUGGGUGACUGCUGGCUGCUCGCCGCCAUCGCCUCUCUGACGCUGAACGAGGAAGUUCUGGCUCGAGUCGUCCCCCACGGACAAAGCUUCAGGGAGGGAGAGUACGCGGGCAUCUUCCACUUCCAGUUCUGGCAGUUCGGGGAGUGGGUGGACGUGGUGAUUGACGACCGUCUGCCUGUCAAAGACGAUGAGCUGCUGUUCGUCCACUCGGCGGAGGGGAAGGAGUUCUGGAGCGCCCUGCUGGAGAAAGCCUACGCAAAGAUGAACGGCUGUUACGAGGCUUUGUCUGGAGGAUCGACCACCGAGGGUUUUGAGGAUUUUACCGGAGGGAUCGCUGAGGUCCACGAGCUGAGUCGACCCAGUCCUCAUCUGUUCCACAUCAUCCAGAAGGCUCAGAGCCGUGGGUCUCUGAUGGGCUGCUCCAUAGACAUCACAAGCUCAGCUGACUCGGAGGCGAUCACUUCCCAGAAGCUGGUGAAAGGCCAUGCCUACUCUGUGACAGGUGCUGCUGAGGUGGAGUACCGUGGAGAAAUGGUGAAGCUGAUCCGGAUCAGGAACCCCUGGGGUCAGGUGGAGUGGACCGGAGCAUGGAGUGAUGAUUCCACACAAUGGCGUUACAUCAGCGACGAGGACCGUGAGCGUCUGAGUCACCGCUCAGAGGACGGAGAGUUCUGGAUGUCUUUCUCUGACUUCCUGCAACAUUACUCCCGGCUAGAGAUCUGUAACCUGACACCCGACGCCCUGAGUGAUGACUCUGUCUCUAAGUGGGCUCUGUCCAAGUUCGAUGGCAGCUGGCGGAGAGGGUCCACCGCCGGAGGCUGCAGGAACUUCCCCAACUCGUUCUGGACCAACCCUCAGUUUGUUAUCAAGCUGGAGGAGGAGGACGACGACCCAGAGGAUGGAGAGGCCAGCUGCAGCCUCGUGGUUGGUCUGAUCCAGAAGAACCGCAGACGCAUGAGGAAGAUCGGCGAGGACAUGCACACGGUGGGAUUCGCCAUCUACGAGGUUCCUGAGGAGUUCUGUGGUCAGAGGAACGUCCACCUCAACAGGAACUUCUUCCUGCGUCACGCCUCCGCCGCUCGCUCCGAAACCUUCAUCAACCUGCGAGAAGUCUGCAGCCGCUUCUGCCUGCCGCCCGGAGAGUACCUGAUCAUCCCGUCCACCUUCGAGCCGCAGAAGAACGGAGACUUCUGCGUCCGAGUGUUCUCCGAGAAACAGGCCGACUUUCAGGAGCUGGACGACCCCAUCGAGUCCCGAGUGGAGAAGAUUGAGAUCGACGAGGACGAUGUGGACGAUCGCUUCAGACGUCUGUUUGGUCAGCUGGCAGGAGGGGACUGUGAGAUCUCUGUGUUUGAGCUGCAGAAGAUCCUCAACAAAGUGGUGACAAAACGAUCCGACAUUCAGACCAGCGGCUUCAGCAUCUCCACAUGUCGCAACAUGGUCAACCUUCUGGACAAAGACGGCAGUGGUAAACUGGGACUGGUGGAGUUUAAAGUGCUGUGGACCAAAAUCGAGAACUACCUGAAUAUUUACCGUGAGAAGGACGUGGAUAAUUCGGGGACGAUGAGCUCCACAGAGAUGAGGACGGCUGUGGAGGAAGCUGGGUUCAGUCUGAACAACCCGCUUCAUCAGGUCCUGGUGGCUCGUUACAGCGAACCAGAUCUCACCAUCGACUUCGACAACUUUGUGAGCUGUUUGGUUCGACUGGAGACGAUGUUCAACACGUUCUACACUCUGGAUAAAGACAACUCAGGAACCAUCGAGCUGAGCAUUCUGGAGUGGCUGAAUGUGUCUCUGCUCUGAAGAACCAGGACCGUCCUGAUCCUGGUUCUGAUCCUGGUUCUGAUCCUGGUUCUGAUCCUGGUCCUGAUCCUGGUUCUGAUCCUGGUCCUGAUCCUGGUUCUGAUCCUGGUCCCAGACGUGCUGUAACAGCUGCAUAUGAAAUAUUCUACAUUUGGUGAAAAGAGUUUGUUCGAUUGUGAUAAUAAUCAAUUUAUAAACCUGUAAUAACAGAUUGAUAACAGAUUGAGAACAGAUUAAUAACAGAUUAAUAACAGAUUGAUAACAGAUUAAUAACAGAUUGAGAACAGAUUAAGAACAGAUUAAGAACAGAUUAAUAACAAUGUUUAUUGUUCAGUUUUGUUGAAACUGUAAACUUUGUUAUUAACUGUUUAUUAUACGUUUAUAAUAUAGAUAAUACGGGGAUUAGUAAAGAGUUCUUCUUCUGUUUGUCACACCUGAAGCUUUAUUGAUGAACAGCUUUAUUGAUGAAAUAUUAAUAAAUGAUUCACUAAUAAAGAGAAUAAAUCAGA
Molecule: messenger RNA, 2752 nt
Organism: Dicentrarchus labrax (European seabass)
Lineage: Eukaryota; Metazoa; Chordata; Actinopteri; Moronidae
Product: calpain-2 catalytic subunit
Exons: 21
Coding region: 138-2243 (701 amino acids)
Biological process (GO): proteolysis
Cellular component (GO): cytoplasm
Molecular function (GO): calcium ion binding; calcium-dependent cysteine-type endopeptidase activity
Source: RefSeq, a predicted model, not a curated record